GAGCUUGGACAUGCAACGCACGGCGAAACGCCGGACACGCCAGACUAGCGCGCCAAGUUUUCUUAGAGAUCAGCAACAUUUUUUUGGGAGGGAGAGAAUGCCUUCUCGUGUGUGUGGACGAUGCUGUGAUUUUCCUCUGCAGCGGCACUUUCCCUCUCUUGAAGCCACAGGUACCCGUGGCAGUACUUGAUUAGUUCAAGUCGCAAGAUGUCUAGUUUCUUCACCAAGCCGGCCUCUGAGCGGAAACGGAAACGAGAAGAUCGCAGUCUAGCUCCGGCACCCAAAAAACGCAUAUCCUCUUCUUCUACAACUCGCCCCUCGACGAAGUCUCGCAAGGAGCGAGACGACUCUGUGUCAGAUGCUGAAUCAGAGGUCUCAAACGUAUCCGCUGGCGACAAUGGUAACGAGAGCGACACAUCGUCGAUCGAGAAUGAGACAGCGGCCGAGAAACGAUUGCGGUUAGCAGAGCAAUAUCUUGAGAAUAUAAAAGAGGAAGUUGCGAAUGUCGGCUUCGAUGCUGCAGAUAUCGAUGAAGAGCUGCUUGAGGAACGUAGAGGCUUGGUCGACGCACGAUUGAAGGAAGACGUUGCUGAGGGUAAAGGGAAAGUCUAUCGACGUAUCGCCGGAGACUAUGACUUCGAGAAUGCACAACAUACAAAAGCACGGAAGGAAUUCAAGAGUUUGACUGGUGUAGCCACAAGUGCAGACGGGAAGUGGGCGUAUACCGUCAGCAAAGAUAUGAUGAUCGUAAAGUGGGAGCUUCCAAACAAUACCAUACACAAGGAAGAGAUCAACGGGAUUAAUGGGGCUGCGAAAUCGAAGCGACAGCCCUUUGUGCUUCGAAAACCCAUUCAGCGGCAUUUCGUGAGAGGUCAGCGGUCAAGAGACAAGGAUCACAAAUAUCAAGGCCACACGAAUGCCAUACUUUGCGCAGCAUGCUCCCCUGACGGCAAAUAUCUUGCAACAGGUGGUAAGGAUCAUAGAUUGGUGAUAUGGGACACUGCAACAAUGCACCCAUUGAAAUGCUUCACGCAUCAUCGUGGUGCUGUCAACAGCCUGGCUUUCCGGAGAGGCACGAAUCAGCUCUUUUCCGCAUCGUCAGACCGGUCUGUCAAAGUGUGGAGCCUGGACGAAUUAGCCUACAUCGAGACCUUGUUUGGCCACCAGGACGAAGUCAUUGACGUGGGCGCUUUAGCGGAAGAGAAAUGUGUCACAGUCGGAGCUCGCGACCGUACUGCAAGGUUAUGGAAAGUUGUCGAGGAACAACAGCUGCUCUUCAGAGGUGUUGGCGUGCGGGAUUCCAAAAAAGGGAAACAUAAAAGCAGAAUGAAUGGAUCUGCCUUUGAGGAGAUGGAGAUUGAUGAGCCCAAAUCGUAUGCCGAGAACACAAUCGACCGCGUCGCUCUCCUCUCACAUGACAUGUUUGUCACCGGUUCAUCAAAUGGAUCUUUAUCCCUGUGGCAGAUACAGAAGAAGAAACCAAUCUUUGUGCUACCGUUAGCACAUGGUGUAGAACCAAAACUUACACCCGGUGAAGUUUCUGCCGAGAUAGAUGAAAGUAUGCAGAAGGUAGAAGCGGAGCCGCAGCCCCGGUACAUCACUGCCAUGCGAGCUAUACCGUACUCGGACCUCCUGCUUACUGGCAGUUGGGAUGGAUGGAUACGAUGCUGGAGGGUCACAGAAGGUGAACGAGGUGGGAAAGGCAUGAAAAUCGAAGCAGUUGGCGUGAUAGGGAAGGUCGACCUAAAUGUUCCUGUUAUCGGAGAACAGACUGGUCCUAUCAGUGGCAUAAUCAACGACCUGUCCGUUUUCGAACGAGGUGAUAGGGGGAAGGAUGGAAUGUGUGUCGUCGCAGCUGUGGGUCCGGAGCAUAGAUUGGGGCGCUGGACUAAACAGACGGGAGGCAAACCUGCUAUAUGGGUAUUCGACAUAUCCAGGACUAGUCCUGUGGAAGCUGAGACGAAUGGGGUAGAUAGUGAGGACGAUGGCGAAAAGUGAGCAAUGAAAGG
Molecule: messenger RNA, 2009 nt
Organism: Pseudovirgaria hyperparasitica
Lineage: Eukaryota; Fungi; Ascomycota; Dothideomycetes; Acrospermales; Acrospermaceae
Product: WD40 repeat-like protein
Exons: 1
Coding region: 208-1998 (596 amino acids)
Cellular component (GO): small-subunit processome
Molecular function (GO): snoRNA binding; protein binding
Source: RefSeq, a predicted model, not a curated record